Messenger RNA from Salarias fasciatus (jewelled blenny), 4659 nucleotides. It is a transcript of the gene frmd8, whose product is annotated as FERM domain containing 8. Gene Ontology annotation, cellular component: plasma membrane; cytoskeleton. The transcript has 11 exons. NCBI's taxonomy places the organism in Eukaryota, Metazoa, Chordata, Actinopteri, Blenniiformes, Blenniidae. Gene Ontology annotation, biological process: negative regulation of canonical Wnt signaling pathway. Bases 159 to 1580 code for a protein of 473 amino acids. The record is from RefSeq and is a predicted model, not a curated record.
CGGAAAGCUAGCAGCCCGCUGGCUAGCUGCAGUCAGGCAGAUAACAGAGUUCUGCUGUUCCGCUAAUGCACUUUGUGACUGUUUUUACACAUUUCUCGCAUCCAGACCAGCAGUGGCGAGUGGAGGGAAGCUAACGAGAAGUGACAAGAAGAUUAGAAAUGGAAGGAGACGAUUGCAGUUUUCCUCCAGACUCAUCGGACGACCACUCACAAAGAGGAAGCGUUGCUUCCUCUGCAACACUUUCCCGCCCUCAGGACGUGCUUGUGUACUUGUUUGGAGACAGCGCGGUUCACUUAUCGGUGGAGGGGCUGGGCAGCGUCACGGUGCAGGAGUUGGGCCGCAGCGUUCGAGAGGCUCUUCAUAUUCCUGACUCUGCUCAGGAUGCGUUUGCCUUCUGGCUCUCUUCCCCACUGCUCGAGCUGCAGCUGAAAGCGAGGCAUCAGCCGUACAAGUUGUGCCGGCAGUGGCAGGACCUGCUGUAUCGCUUCACUGAGGCUUCAGAGGAAGACAUUUCACAAGACGAACCGUGUCUCCAGUACAGACGCAACGUCUUUUAUCCCAAGUCCAAAGAGCUGCAGAUUGACGAUGAGGGAGUGUUGCGGCUUCUUUACGAGGAGGCCCGGAGUAACAUCCUGACCAGCCGGUACCCCUGUGACCCCGAGCACUGGAACGGCCUCGGAGCCCUGACCGUCGCUCUGGAAGAGGGAACUGCUCUGGACAGCCAACAGUUCACCGCCUCCAUAAGGGAAAAGAAGCUGUCCUCCUAUCUGCCGGCUCACGUGGUCAUGGGCAGCGGAGGGCUGUUCUCCACGCUGCGAGGGAAGUCGAGCAGGCACGCCGGGCUGGAGCAGAACCUCCUGGACGAGUACAGAAAGAUCAGCACGUCUGCUGGGAGCUCUCCUCCCGAGCCCACACAGCUGCUACACCAGUACCUCAGCACAUGUCACGCUCUGCCUUACUACGGGUGCGGUUUCUUCUUUGGAGAGAUUGACAAGCCGGCUCAGGGGAUCCUGCAGCGAGGGAAACGCAAAGCCGUGAACGUGGGGAUCUGCCUCGAGGGAGUGUAUGUGAUGGAUGCGAAAGAGAAGCAUGUGCUGCUGGGCCUGCGUUUCAGCGAGCUCUCCUGGGACCACAGCUACCCCGAGGAGGAGGGCGACUCGCACAUCCUGUGGCUGGAGUUCGACGGAGAGGAAGACGGCACUCCCGUCAACAAGUUGCUGAAAAUCUACUCAAAGCAGGCCGAGCUGAUGAGCGGCUUCAUCGAGUUCUGCGUGGAGCUGAAGACCGCGUCUGAAGGAGGAGCCGCCGCCGAGACGGACGGCGAGGCCGGCCAGUCCCGGCAGCCCGCCGAGCAAGAGGGCAGCAAGAAGAACGGGCGGGGAGGGCGGCGCGGCAUGCUGCAAAGACAAGGGAGCGUGGUGUGCAGCCGGGUCCACUCGCUGAACACCAUCAGCUACGUGGACAACGGAAAAGAGAUCAAACGCUUGAAGCCGAAAAGAGCUGCGUCUUUCUUCACACGGCAGGCGACCGUACCCGCCUACUCUGCUGUGCAAGUGACAGAAAGUCUGGAGCAGGGUUAAAGUCGCUGAUGACUUGGGCUCCGUUCCUCUCCAAGACCAAAUCUGAACAUUGACACUGAAGAUAGAAACGACUGGGGGGAAGAAAACAAAAGGAAUUGAGAUGUUUAUCCGCUAAUAUAUGUACAUGUAAAGGACCAAGCGAGAGGUAUGUAAGCGUGAGCGAGAAUAUUUAUCUUCUGAAGUUGUGUAUAUUAGGAGAGUACAGUAAUGUGAAACACAAAAUGAUUUAUCAGUUAUGCUUCCAAGGUUGAAUUGAAGUGGCUGUUCACUCGAUGGCCUUGCAUCAAGAACACGCGAUGGACCUCUUUCAUAACGUCUCGACACAUGCCUUAGAGAAAUCCUCAAACAGCGACGGCUGCUUGUACGUUCUGCAGCCACUUUACCACGAUUAGCCGAAAGAGCGACACCUCAAACCAGUGUGACCACUGCAUUACCUCUUUUUACCUUAUUAGGGACUGAACGUCAGUGUUGCAAUCAGCCCUGUAGUUGUAGUCACUCCUCCUCUAAAGUGCAAACGUUGCCGCCACCACCACCACCUCCUUACAGUCAGCAUGACAAACAAGUUUAGGGGCUGAUGUGAAGGCGUGCUCGCCCUGGUCUGCUGCUUCUAACUGCCAGUGCCUUCUCCUCAUGAAAAGGGAGGUGAAGCCUCUUCAGACGAGAUCCGCAUGAGCGCACCUUGGCCGUGUUGUGGAGGCUUCUUGUGAGUACGGGAAUUUAACCUUUUGACCCAGAAUCUGCCAGGUCAUCAUGGAAAGAAAGCAAGGCAGUGCGUCCCUCUUUCGUGACAUCUGUUGCUAUUCAUAGUUGUCAAAGCAGACGUGUGCAAAUGUAGUUUGAAGGUUGAAAUUUAGUGCACUAAUGCUGCCACGAAUUGAUCACAAUAUCAAGUCCUCAAACGGAUUUGGACUAAUUAAAAAGUUAAAUUGAAACUAAAAUGAACAAUCAAACCUUGGAAACACCCUGCCAUAUAGAGCUGUUUUAUCCUGUUGGCAUGUUACAUUCAAAGACAAUCUUCUAAAUGUUGCGCCAUGUGUACACCUCGUGUUGAUACACAGGUCCCAACUCCAUCAUUUGUUUUACAAGACCAGAUUAGCAACAGAAAACUGAGGCAGCUCUAUAUCUACGCAUCCUCCAGCAAAAAACAAAACAAAAAAAAACUCCUCCUCCUGGCUGUCAGUCUCACUAGCACUCCUUAAUUCAGACAGAAGUUUGCGAUGUCUCCAUGACCUCUUUCAGGACAUCUUUCAGGUAUCAGCUUUGUGGCAAUGAGUUUUCAGAUUUUAGUCUUUUCAGGAUGUUUCUUGAAGAGUAAACCAUCAAUGGUACGAAUGUUCCAGUCUGUGAGAUAAACUUACCGGUAAUAUCAAGGCAUGAAUGAACCAAUGUAGAGGUGUAACGCAGUUAUAAAGGCGCAAUCUGUAGGCUUUAAGUAAUUCCACUUUUGUGCACUGGGUGGCAGCAGUGAGUCACUGCUCCUCAGAUCUGUAGCCCUCAUUAAGUUUCUACUUCUUUCUCCUGUCAGAAUCUGCUGCUACUGUUCCUUCUGUCUUUAGACUGAAAGUAGGGAGAACAGUAGAGUAACUCACUGCAACAUCUCGAGGAACAGAGUGGGAUUACUCAAAUGAUCAGUCUGCGGCGAGCUGUUUACGUCAUUAUUUGAGGAUUUGCAACUCUUUGAUUGGUCGUUUUGAGUUUGCUUUUGCAUCUUUCUGACUGAAAAUCUGACGUCCUGUAUCUUAGAGUGAGCAGUGACUGCUCUUUGUGGCCUUGACCAAUUAACCCCGCUGCUGAAGUCUCAGUCUGUCCACCAUGCUGAAGCCCGGUGUGCUCCCUUAACGCCCCACUUGCCGAGUCUCUUGGGUGUGUCUCCGAGCUUCACCCUGAUGCCACUAAUAUAUGCAGGUUCUGAUUUUGCUGUACAAACCCACCUCACUGAACGGCCAUGGAAAGAGGGUCCUUGUCUUUAUAAAACGCCUUCCACUUGAACGUACAUCCUCCUCUGGCAUCGGUGUGGUGUCAUGAAUUCUCUCCGAUUCUCCUCAGCAUGCAAACUUGCAGAAUGUCCUUACUUUUUUUACGCUUCGUCUUGUAUGCCAGCUACUGUCUGUAACCGCCCUAUGGGAGUCCAGUAUAUUGUUGCAAACGUACACUAUGCAUGUCACAUUGUAGGGUUAGGCAUUCCCACAGUCUGCACAUCAUGUGAUGCUGCACUAUGAAUACUAAUACACUGUUUAUAAACCUUUGACAUCAGCAGUUUGUUAACUUUAGAGGUAUUUUUACUUUCAUUUUUCACAUACUUGUCACUGUUUGUAUACGACGAUGAAGAAUUAGGUCAAACUAAUCAUCUUCUCAAACAGCCACUGCAGAAACUUAAGUGCCUUUUUGUUUCUUUCACGUUGUUAUAAAAGCAAAGGAUGAUUUGGUAAUGCCCUGGUUUGUUUCUAACGUUAUUAACUAGAUGACACAUUUCAUUUUUCCUAUUUGAUGUGAGAAUACUGAGUGAUUGAUGGUGAACAGUGUUGCGUAGUGUGGCGUGGUUCUUCCCAGUGGUCAUUUUUGAAUUUGUUCAAAUCCAUGCUUUUUGAAUUAAGUCCGUUUCUCAGACUUUCUCAAUAUAUGUUACAUGGUGGAGUUUCCUGCUCCACUGCUCACUGCCUAAGUGUAUUGAAGCCAUAUUCGUUUAAUCUAACAUCUCACAUAUGAUUUCUUAGCAUAGUAACAGACUCCGUUUAGACACUGACAGUUGUAGAUUUGUUCUGAAAUGAACCCGACUUACAUCUUGGACCUGCGGUGAUUUGAAAAAGUAUUGUCUUAUUAAUAAAUUUUGUUUUAUGAUACUAUUUGUGUGCAAGGAUGUAAGAAUUACAUGACGUUGUUAAUAUUAAAAUGUUUUUUGUUAAUACUCUUCUAGACUUUUUUUUUUUUUUUUUUUUGCACUUGAAAGGUAUUUACUCUAUAAUUACAAUUUUUGAAUAAAAUUACAAAAUAUUCCACUCUGGUGUUGUCCAUUAUGCAGUAUGGCUUAUUUGUCACAUUUUUGAACAUUUGACCAAUAAAAUGAAACCUGUUUUCUUUU